AUGCCUACGGACACCAAGGUCCCGGGGAACACGGUCAAUGGUGUGGAUGGGAUUGAUAUCGACCCAAAAGAAGAGAGAGCCCUGGUCUGGCGUUUGGAUCUCUUUUUCCUAACUAUUGGAUUCUUGGGCUAUGCAUUCAAAUACCUCGAUCAAACAAAUAUCAGCAAUGCCUACGUGUCGGGAAUGCAGACAGAUCUUAAGUUGUAUGGAAACGAGCUGAAUUACUUCACUACUUACUUCAAUAUUGGAUACAUGGUGAUGCUCUACCCUUCAUGUGUUCUAAUUUCACAUAUUGGUCCAUCUAAAUGGUUACCUACAUGCGAGGUGAUGUGGGGGAUAUUGACUUGCUGCUUGUCAACAGCUACCAACGCCAAGCAGGUCUAUGGACUUCGCUUUCUUAUCGGGUUCUUCGAAGGGGCAACUUGGCCAGGUCAGUGGUACAUGCCUCAUGAAAUGGCUCUCCGCAUGAGCUUGUAUAAUAUCGCACAGCCUGUCGGGGCUAUGCUCUCUGGAGCAAUGCAAGGCGCGCUUUCUACCAACCUCGAAGGUUCACUCGGCCGGAGCGGUUGGCGAUGGGCCUUCAUUAUCAAUCCUGAACGCCAGAACCCACUCUCGAAGUUCUAUCUCAGACCUCGAGAUAUUGAGAUUGCCAAGGAGCGCAAUAGACGACUCGGCCGGGAUGCCCAGGUUGGAAUUACCCCGAGUACGUUCCUGCGGGCGUUCAAAUUCUGGCAUGUUUGGAUAUUUUCGCUCGCAUGGUCCAUUGGCACGAAUCAAACGCCUUCCAAUUACUUCAAUCUAUGGCUGAAAUCGCUGAAAACGGCAGACGGGUCCAAGAGAUACUCGGUCGCUAUGCUCAACUAUUUGCCCAUCGCGGGUCAGGCUAUCCAGCUUGUCGCCGAGCUUCUAUUUAGUGGCUUUAGUGACUACUUGGGUGUCAGACUGCCAUUCUUGCUUCUUCACUCUGUCGUCAACGUCACAUCCCUCAUCAUCCUGAUCAUUCGUCCCAGCAAUGACCAUCUCUACAUGGCUGGAUGGUAUAUGAACUACAUGGGCGCUGUAUCUACCAUGCUCCUCUGCGCCUGGGCAGCCGCACAUCUCGAAAAGGAACCUCAAGUCCGAACAGUUCUCUUCGCAACUGGUACUCUGUUCUCAUACCUAUUUAGUGCAUUCUUGCCCAUUGCUGCAUUCCCGGCCUCGCAGGCACCACAUUGGCGCAUUGGCGCGAAGGUAUACCUCGGACUGGCUCUUCUCGCAGCCUGUCUUUUUAUCAGUAUCGCCGUUAUCUUCAGAUGGCAGGAGAGAGGAAAAGGAAAAGCUGAGAUAACAGAGGAAGAGAACGGAGCCCUUGAAAAUCAGAAUUGA
Messenger RNA from Penicillium daleae, 1365 nucleotides. RefSeq lists its product as uncharacterized. Lineage: Eukaryota; Fungi; Ascomycota; Eurotiomycetes; Eurotiales; Aspergillaceae. Bases 1 to 1365 code for a protein of 454 amino acids. Gene Ontology annotation, molecular function: transmembrane transporter activity. Gene Ontology annotation, biological process: transmembrane transport. Gene Ontology annotation, cellular component: membrane. The transcript is spliced from 13 exons. The record is from RefSeq and is a predicted model, not a curated record.